Messenger RNA from Equus quagga, 1776 nucleotides. RefSeq names its product zinc finger protein 709-like. NCBI's taxonomy places the organism in Eukaryota, Metazoa, Chordata, Mammalia, Perissodactyla, Equidae. Gene Ontology annotation, cellular component: nucleus. The record is from RefSeq and is a predicted model, not a curated record. Gene Ontology annotation, molecular function: RNA polymerase II transcription regulatory region sequence-specific DNA binding; DNA-binding transcription factor activity, RNA polymerase II-specific. Gene Ontology annotation, biological process: regulation of transcription by RNA polymerase II. Bases 106 to 1776 code for a protein of 556 amino acids. The transcript has 4 exons.
CUGCCUUAAGGGUCCUGGUGGCUCUGCUGCAGCCUCUGUCGCGCUGUGACCUGCACUGGCCGUGGGGGACGUAGGAAGGACUCAGGGGACCCAGGAGCACUAGAAAUGGACUCAGUGGCCAUUGAGGACGUGACUGUGAACUUCACCCCAGAGGAGUGGGCUUUACUGCAUCCUUCACAAAAGAAAGUCUACAGAGAUGUGAUGUGGGAAACCUUCAGGCACCUGGCCUCAGUAGGAAUAACGUGGGAAGAUUUUGAUAUUGAAGAUCAGUACAAAGACCAGGGGAGAAAAGUAAGAAAGCAUAUGGUAGGGAGACUCUGUGAAAGUGAAGAUGGUAGUCAGUGUGGAGAAAACUUCAGCCUUCUUCCAAACCUCAGUCUGAACAAGAAAACUACAGUAGGAGCUAAACCGUGGGGAUGCAGUGCAUGUGGAAGAGUCUUCACGCAUCAUUCAUCCCUUAAAACGCACAUUAGGUGUCACAGUGAACGUAAAACAUAUGAUUAUCAAAAAUAUGGAGAGAACCCAUAUAAAUGUAAGGAAUGUGGGAAAGCCUUCACUUAUCUCACUUUACUUCGAGUUCAUGAAAGAACUCAUACUGGAGAGAAACCCUAUGAAUGUAAAAAAUGCAGUAAAGCAUUCAGACGUUCCAGUCAUCUUCGAGUUCAUGAAAGAACUCAUACUGGAGAGAAACCCUAUGAAUGUAAAAAAUGCAAUAAAGCAUUCACACGUUCCUGUUCUCUUCAAAGACAUGAAAGACUUCAUACUGGAGAGAAACCGUAUGAAUGUAAAAAAUGCAGUAAAGCUUUCGCACGUUCCUGUCAUCUUCGAGUUCAUGAAAGAACUCAUACUGGAGAGAAACCCUAUGAAUGUAAAAAAUGUAGUAAAGCGUUUACUACUUCCAGGUAUCUUGGACUCCAUGAAAAAAUUCACACUGGAGAGAAACCCUAUGAAUGUAAGAAAUGCAGUACAGCAUUCACUUAUUCCAGUAAUCUUCAAAAUCAUGAAAGAAUUCAUACUGGAGAGAAACCCUAUGAAUGUAAGAAAUGCAGUAAAGCAUUCACUUGUUCCAGUUCUCUUCAAGUUCAUGAAAGAACUCAUACUGGAGAGAAACCCUAUCAAUGUAAAAAAUGCAGUAAAGCAUUCGCUUCUUCCAGUUCUCUUCGACUUCAUGAAACAACUCAUACUGGAGAGAAACCCUAUGAAUGUAAAAAAUGCAGUAAAGCUUUCGCACGUUCCCGUUCUCUUCAAAGACAUGAAAGACUUCAUACUGGAGAGAAACCCUAUGAAUGUAAAAAAUGCAGUAAAACAUUCACUUCUUCCAGUUAUCUUCAACUUCAUGAAAGAGCUCAUACUGGAGAGAAACCCUAUGAAUGUAAAAAAUGCAGUAAAGCAUUCACUUGUUCCAGUUAUCUUCGACUUCAUGAAAGAAUUCAUACUGGAGAGAAACCCUAUGAAUGUAAAAAAUGCAGUAAAGCAUUCAAAUAUUCCAGUUCUCUUCGAGUCCAUGCAAGAAUUCACACUGGAGAAAAACCCUUUGAAUGUAAAAUAUGUGGUAAAGCCUUCAUUUCUACCAGUUCUCUUUCAAAACAUGAAACAACGCACACAGGAGUGAAACCUUACAAAUGUAAAAAAUGCAGUAAAGCAUUCGCUUCUUCCAGUUAUCUUCAACUUCAUGAAAGAGCUCAUACUGGAGAGAAACCCUAUGAAUGUGAAAAAUGCAGUAAAGCAUUCAUUUGUUUCAGUUAUCUUCGAGUUCAUGAAAUAAGUCACACUUGA